AGAAGAUAAUGCUCCGCAUGAUGGAUGACCUGAAGUCCAGUUUGUACCGUUGCCCGCGGGAGAGCUGAUGGCACGGCGUACAGUUCGUAGCCAGUUCCCAGUCAUUGACCAAAGACACGAUGUGUUUCGAUCACGUGAGGAGGCUCACGAUUUCGGGAGGCAGGAACGGUAGGCAUAGCAUUAGGGAAGGACCAGAGAUGUCCAGUCCUUCCUCGCGGCCUCGUCGAAGGUUCCCGCCAGGUACAAUCAUGGCUGUAGCAACCCAGUCGACCUCCCUCCUUCCUUUCUUUCUUGCAUUCGUUGCUGACGCGUUCCUUCCUUCCUCUACAGGUCGUCCAUCUACCCCUAUUUCGAGUCAUUGACCUUAACGAACCUCUCCUACGAUGAGUCCUUGCUUGCGAACGACAUCGAAUCAAUACCAUACCAUACUAUCUAUUGGAUUCAACAUUCGAUAACGAUGUCUCUCUUUAUCCUAUCCCACCUCGCCAGUCUCGAGUCCGAACGAAUAACACGAACGGCAGUGGAACCAACACAAAGUCCUGUCCAUUCUGGCAACCGGCGGUGCUUAUACUGCAAAGAACCCACACUCGCGCACCACUGCAACGAUUGUCGAUCCAACUGGUUCUGCAGUACCAAGUGUCAGAGGGCAAAAGCCCACAAUAUUGAUGCCGCCAACUACAUGGCUCUCUGCCCCGUGCAGAACAAACGACUGAAUACCCACCAUUACCUCGCCGAGUCCCUUCGAGCCGGUACCUGCGAGCCUCCCACUGAUCCGCAAACACGACAAGACUUCGGGUUCGAUCUUUGCCAAUAUGGCAAUAACCAAGAGGAACGCCUCCUUUGGGCGACAUACAAGUGCCUUGGUUGUUUCUUCGACCUCGACAGCGUCGUUAUCUAGGGAUGGAUGAUUGCAGGGGCAAGUCACUACUCGCCGAGAUGAUCAAGCAGUAUUUCGCCCAGGUUCACCUUUUGACGAAAGAUGUAUACAUCUGGUGGUUUCGCCAUAACAUCUGGGUCAUCAUACCUGAGGACAGCAGACUAGGAUAUGCUAUGACAGUCCAUACCGAUCUCGUCCGGGAGUGCGCCACAAUGUCGCGGGUCUUCUGUCAGAUCAUGCAUGGCUGGGACCGAGAUCGAGGAAGUGGGUGGACUGGGCACACUGUUGACUACAUGGCAGCCCGCGUACGAGAAGCAACACGUCCGGUGGAAGAAGAAGAUCAAGCAAUGGAUGGGGCCUCGAGCAACACCUUGAGCGUCGAUGAUACAAGCGGUAACCCCUCGAAUAACGACGAAUUCCCAGGUAUUGAUUCCUCGAGCGAAGAUCCCUCAAGUGAUGACCUUGCGUCAGGAUAACGCAAAUCAUAUCAGUCUCACGAACAAAAUACCCACGGAAGAGAUCUGUGAGAAGCACCCAGGCCUACAGGUACAAGAUUUAUCGGCAUGUUUACUUCGAGGGACAGACCUCGAGUAAUUAGGAAUAGCAAACAAAUGUUAGAGCCUUCCCACAGUGAUCAAGUUCCCCGUACGCAGGUUUCGUGCACGUCUUCCAAAGUCAACAUCAGGCAGCUCUCCAAAGAGAAGGCACUAACAAAGAUCAGUCUAAAGAA
Molecule: messenger RNA, 1607 nt
Organism: Colletotrichum scovillei
Lineage: Eukaryota; Fungi; Ascomycota; Sordariomycetes; Glomerellales; Glomerellaceae
Exons: 1
Coding region: 901-1353 (150 amino acids)
Source: RefSeq, a predicted model, not a curated record